AAAGCCUUAAGAGUUGUUAAAAGAACCAAGAAAUUGUGUUAUGGCUUGCUGGUCUGCAGAAAAUGCCACAAAGGCCUACCUUAGCACUUUGAAAAUGGGUCAAAAGGGCAAAGAGCCAGAUGUGGCUGAGUUUAUAUCAGCACUAGCUGCUGGAAACAACGCACAACUUAUGGUUGUGGCAUGUGCUGCUGCAGCACACUCCACCACACUAGCAUUGGUUGCUGCUGCUCAUCAAACUGGUGGCCAAGUCAUUUGCAUUGUUCCUGGCCAUGAAGAGCUGAAGGCCUCCAGAAAGGCCUUGGGAAUGGCUUCUCAUCAAGUUCAAUUCAUGAUUGGAGAAGCUCAAGAACUUUUGUGUGACCAAUAUGAAGCAGCAGAUUUUGUGCUCAUUGAUUGUAACCUCGAGAACCAUGAAGAGAUUCUUAAAGCAGUUCAAGAGGGUAGGAAGCAAAAUGGCACAGUGGUUGUGGGUUACAAUGCAUUUAGCUGCAGAGGCUCUUGCUUGUCAUGUGGAUCAAAAACACAGCUUCUUCCUAUAGGAGAAGGGCUUUUGGUGACUAGAUUUGGGGUCACUGACACUAGUCCAAAAUAUGCCACUAGAAUGGGAAAGAUCAAAAGCCGUUGGGUUGUCAAAGUAGAUAAAUGCACUGGCGAGGAACAUGUGUUCAGGGUCAGAUUUCCUCACGGGAAAGUGAUUCAAGCUUAA
Molecule: messenger RNA, 706 nt
Organism: Abrus precatorius (Indian licorice)
Lineage: Eukaryota; Viridiplantae; Streptophyta; Magnoliopsida; Fabales; Fabaceae
Exons: 2
Coding region: 41-706 (221 amino acids)
Source: RefSeq, a predicted model, not a curated record